This is a messenger RNA of Oreochromis niloticus (Nile tilapia), 3823 nucleotides long. RefSeq names its product acyl-CoA synthetase bubblegum family member 2 (gene acsbg2). NCBI's taxonomy places the organism in Eukaryota, Metazoa, Chordata, Actinopteri, Cichliformes, Cichlidae. The transcript is spliced from 15 exons. Gene Ontology annotation, cellular component: endoplasmic reticulum; membrane. Bases 250 to 2550 code for a protein of 766 amino acids. Gene Ontology annotation, molecular function: long-chain fatty acid-CoA ligase activity. The record is from RefSeq and is a predicted model, not a curated record.
GGAAGCCGGCAGGCCCCACCCUGGGUGGAUUUCUUUUUUUUUCAGGGUGGGUGGGACCCACGAAGCCGGCUGUGUGUUUGAAAAUGAAUGAUCUGCUGCUUGAGUAGACAGUGGCCGGUUGGUGUGUGUUUAGCGGCAAACUGAAGCCACGGCGUUAACGGAAAACACGGACAAAAAGCGGAAGAUUAAAGAAAAACCCAGUCACGAAGAAACAGACAAACAACCCGGAAUAAGAAUCAGCUUCCAGCAAUGCAAUUGACUUUGUGCGAGUCCACCACCAUGUCGGAAGCAGGGGUAACGGAGCCUCCCAGAGAAGUCGGUUUCCUGGAGUCGCCCUGUGUUACAGCGGACAGCGCGGCCUCCCUCGAUGACGGCAUCGUGGACACAGCAAAUGAGUCUUCAGAGGAAGAGUCCGCAGGGGAAAGGGAAGAGGAGACCGGCGCCCAUGAUGCAGCCACCAGCAGCACCAAGACUACCGAGGUCCCCGCGGAGCAGAGCUCAAACACACAAGCAGUGAGCGCCCAGCGCCCAGACUCCCUGUCGGUGCCGCCGGCAGAACCCCGUCUGUGGACGACGCAGCGCGACGGAGAGGUGAAGCUGAGGAUGGAGGAGUCCGGUCUGGCUGCUGAACCCGCUUUGACAGUCAACCAGAUGUUCGUCUCGACUGUGGAGCGCUACGGCGAAUAUACGGCUCUGCGCUGGAAGGAGGGCGACCAGCAGAAAAGCCUGAAAUACAAAGAUUACUACCAGACCUGCCGCACCGCUGCCAAGAGCUUCCUGAAGCUCGGACUGGAGCGUUACCACGGCGUCGGGAUCCUGGGCUUCAACUCCGUCGAGUGGUUUGUCACAGACAUCGGAGCCAUUUUGGCGGGUGGGUUUGCUGUGGGCAUCUACACCACCAACUCUCCUGAGGCAUGCCAGUAUGUAGCAGAAAACUCCAAGGCUAAUAUCAUCGUGGUGGAGAACCACAAACAGCUGCAGAAAAUCCUUCAGAUUGAAGACAAGCUGCCACACUUGAAAGCCAUCGUCCAGUACAAAGAUGAACUAAAAGAGAAGAGACCAAACCUGUACACGUGGGCCGAGUUCUUGGAGCUUGGACGCGACGAGCCCGACGCUCCCCUCGAUGCCAUCAUCGCCAGCCAGAAGCCCAACCAGUGCUGCUCGCUCAUUUACACCUCAGGAACCACGGGCCAGCCCAAAGGAGUCAUGCUCAGCCACGACAACCUAACCUGGACCGCUUACUCCACCAGCAAGCAUGUGAAUCUCACAGCGGCCUCCCAGGCUCAGGAGGUGGUGGUCAGCUACCUGCCUCUGAGCCACAUCGCGGCCCAGAUGGUCGACAUCUGGAUCACCAUGAAGAUCGGAGGGGUGACUUACUUCGCUCAGCCCGACGCCCUGAAGGGUUCGCUGGUAGACACUUUGAAGGAGGCGCGUCCGACGGCCUUCAUGGGCGUCCCACGUGUCUGGGAGAAGAUGCAGGAGAAGAUGAAAGCUGUUGGAGCAAAGUCUUCCACCGUGCGAAGGAAAGUGGCUGCCUGGGCCAAAGAUGUGGGUCUGCGGACCAACCUGAGCAAGCUGAACCAGAAUUCAGCACCAGGCAGCGCUCCGGUCAGCUAUCACAUAGCCAAAAAGCUUGUGUUCAAAAAGGUGCGUAAGGCCCUGGGCCUGGACCGCUGCACCAAGUGCUACACAGGCGCCGCGCCCAUCACCAAAGACACCCUGGAGUUCUUCCUCAGCCUCAACAUUCCUCUGUGCGAACUGUACGGCAUGAGCGAGAGCAGCGGCCCUCACACCAUCUCCCGCCACGAUGCCUUCAGGCUCACCAGCUGCGGUAUCGAGCUCCCAGGGUGCAAAACAAAGCUGCACAACAAAGACGAGGAGGGAAAUGGCGAGAUCUGCUUCUGGGGACGCCACAUCUUUAUGGGUUACCUGAAUAUGCCAGACAAGACGGAAGAGGCGCUGGACGCAGAGGGCUGGCUGCACUCGGGUGACCUGGGCAAGCAAGACGAGAACGGGUUCCUCUUCAUCACCGGGCGGAUUAAAGAGCUGAUCAUCACAGCCGGAGGCGAGAACAUCCCUCCCGUCCCCAUAGAGGAUGCAGUGAAGGAGGCUGUGCCGCUGAUUAGCAACGCCAUGCUGAUCGGUGACAAGAGGAAGUUUCUGUCCAUGCUGCUCACCAUCAAGUGCCAAGUGAACCCAGACACGGGCGAUCCACAGGACGAGCUGACGCCAGAAGCUGUGGAGUUGUGCAGGCAGCUGGGCAGCAAGGCCGUGCGCGUCUCCGAGAUCGCAGGCGGACGAGACCCUGCGGUCAACGCUGCCAUCCAGGAGGGCAUCAAAAGAGUCAACGAGAAUUCCACUUCCAAUGCUCAGCGCAUUCAGAAGUGGGUCAUCCUGGAUCGAGACUUCUCUGUCGGCGGAGGAGAGCUGGGUCCCACCAUGAAGCUGAAGCGGCCGGUGGUGGUGAAGAUGUACAAGGAGCAGAUCGAUAACUUUUACAAGGACGUGGCGUCUCCAGCAACCCCCGACAACCCCCUGCCACCCAAAUAGACCUGCUGGGACCAUCUGCAUCAUUCAGUCCACUGCUGGGUUCCUCCUGUAUUUAAAAAAUACAUUUUUUUUUUUUUUUACUGCCUUAAGUCGUGCUCAGUCUGUCUCAGUUUACAUUUAUGAUUGUUGUACAGAACAGAAGCCAAAUGAGGUUAAAUUGAGCUUAUUUAUUUGUAUUUCUGGAAGGAACGAUGACGUCUGAUCGAUGAAGUAGCAGCAGCUUUACGUAAGGAGCUGCAACGCGAACCAGAAUACUUGAUAACAACAGGAUGUUUUGGUUUUUUUAUGAAUAAUUUGUGUGUAUUUAUUUUCACUUUACCAAAGUUUCUGUUUACCAAAUGAGCAUCAGAUGGAGUGAAAUCGCACAAUCACGCGUUCACAUGUGCUUGGUGUUUCUCCCGUCUUUGAUUUCACUCCUUGUCGUUUUUUGUUCUAAAUGUCAAAAAGGUUCUGCUGUUGAAUUUAAGCUAUCGUAAUCAGUUUGUCAUGAAGCCAUAUCUAUUGCAUUUUGGUGUCUGUCAGGUAUUUUGAUUUGUGUGACCCUUUUUUUUUUUUAUUUUGUAAUACUGUAAAUACCUUUUACCUCCUCAUUUCUUUUUCCCAGCCAUUCGGUUUGCACUCACAUGGAGACAAGUAAAUUGUACAUAAGUUAUAGGACUGUAUUGUCAGUUUAUAGCAAAUCUUAUCAGCUGCUUUCAGCUAGCGGCCUGUCGCCACAGCGAGGUUUAAAGAUCACCUCAGCGAUGUGACACAAAUUUGAAAGCUCUUGCACUCCAAAACAGGUCAUCUUGUAUAUCUUGUAAGAUUAGUAUAUAGCAGGCGUGUGUGGCGCACUCCUAGCAGAGCCAAGCUGAGCGUUAGUUUGCUCGUUGUGGUUCAUUUACGUUAAAUUUUGGGGUUUUCGUACGUUUUGUUUUAAGGAUGAAAAACAAAGGGAGGAAAUGACGGUGAUUCAAGGGGUCGGGGUGAGUGAGGAUGGGCUGAUGGAACACACCAGAUGGCCUUUUUAGUUUAAUCCGUUGCCUAAAAAAGUUCAAAGUUAAAUGAAUGCGCUUGCAUUAUGAGAAUCUUCGCAGCAAACGGUUCAGUGAGCGCGCCCAACACCCCUGACAGAAACCUGGAUCUGCCCGAACCUAACAGCUGUUUUUAGUCUUAAAUAAGUCUGGGUUGAAAGAACAGCAGCAGGAGGAGAGUGAAGCUGACCUGCUUGUAACUACGAAAAUGUGAAUAUGUGUCUGAUCAGUUGUGGAAUAAAUUGGAAUUCAUUACGCUA